CUGAGCUGCCGUGGGGAGAGAGAGCUGCAACUGCGGGCAAGCUUUUGGGGGGAGCUGCACUCAGUGCCCCACCUUGCCAGUGUUGCUGCUUUGCCUGCCUGGAAUGCCACUUUCUUCAACCCUCCCACCCCCUUUAAGAGCUUGACCUGCCCCUCCACCAAGCCCCGCUGAUUUUUCUCCCCUUUUCCAUCAUGUUCAGAAGUUCCAUCUUCCAAGCUACCAGAUCGCUUCGUCAAUUGACUACUCCAGCCACCCGCAACCUUUCAUUUACAGCCGCCAGAAUGGGUAUCCCCGCCGACGCUCCCGAAGGUCUCAAGAUUGAGUCCCAGAACGCUGGCUCCGGCCCUGAGGUCAAGAAGGGUGACUCCGUCGAUGUCCACUACAAGGGCACCCUCGAGGACGGCACCGAGUUCGACCAGAGCUACAAGCGCGGCCAGCCCCUCAACUUCACCGUCGGCGCCGGCAUGGUCAUCCAGGGCUGGGAUGCCGGCCUCGUCGGCAUGCAGGUUGGCGAGAAGCGCAAGCUGACCAUCCCCUCCAACCUCGCCUACGGCGAGCGCGGCAUUCCCGGUGUCAUCCCCAAGAACGCCACCCUCAUCUUCGAGACCGAGCUCGUCAAGAUCAGAUAAAUCAACAAUCCAAAACAGAUUACAAGGAGGGAGCAUAUAUCUUUGAUAUUUCCCAAAGCCUUACCCCCUUAUGCUUACUAGAUGGAGCAAAACGAAAAUCGAAUCAUGGUUUCACUCUGGGCUAGACACCCAACCACCUAUCUCAAUGUCUCCUGCUCGGACAAUCUCUAUUUCUUUUGUACAGGUGAAAUGCUCCCGACUAAAACGCCAAUGCCGUGUGGAUGCGAGGAGAUGACCGCCCAACCGCCCUGAAUGAUAUCUACACAUACGAUUCCCUG
Podospora pseudocomata is the source of this 907-nucleotide messenger RNA. Its product is annotated as Peptidyl-prolyl cis-trans isomerase fpr2. The record is from RefSeq and is a predicted model, not a curated record. Gene Ontology annotation, biological process: protein peptidyl-prolyl isomerization. The coding region runs from base 192 to 629 and encodes 145 amino acids. Gene Ontology annotation, molecular function: peptidyl-prolyl cis-trans isomerase activity. Gene Ontology annotation, cellular component: endoplasmic reticulum. Lineage: Eukaryota; Fungi; Ascomycota; Sordariomycetes; Sordariales; Podosporaceae. The transcript is spliced from 2 exons.